This is a messenger RNA of Camelina sativa (false flax), 1549 nucleotides long. RefSeq names its product transcription factor bHLH7. Gene Ontology annotation, molecular function: DNA-binding transcription factor activity, RNA polymerase II-specific; protein dimerization activity; RNA polymerase II cis-regulatory region sequence-specific DNA binding. The record is from RefSeq and is a predicted model, not a curated record. Gene Ontology annotation, biological process: regulation of transcription by RNA polymerase II. Gene Ontology annotation, cellular component: nucleus. Lineage: Eukaryota; Viridiplantae; Streptophyta; Magnoliopsida; Brassicales; Brassicaceae.
GUCAUAUCCUUUUGUCGUCUGUGUCUCUUCGUCCUCAUUAGCUUAAGCAUCAUUCAUUCAUCAAUUUCAUCAUUCAUUCUCCUUCUUCUUCACCUAACACAAAAAAAGAUUCCCCCAUGGAAACUUGUUCUUCCACCUCUCUCUAAUUAUUAUAUUAACUCGCUAUCUUCUUCUUCUUUUUUAACUCACCCUCCCUAUCACUGAGUCGUUACCUUAACUCGUUUCCAUGGCUAACAACAACAACAACCCACAUGAUAACAUCUCCGAUCCAUCUCCCACCGACGAUUUCUUCGAGCAGAUCCUCGGUCUUUCCAACUUCUCCGCUUCUUCUGGUUCUGGUCUUUCUGGAAUUGGCGGAGGGUUAAGCGCACCUCCGAUGAUGCUUCAGCUCGGUGGUUCAGUAGGCGACGAAGGGAAUCAUCAUCAUAAUAAUCACAACAUGGGUGCCAUUGGAGGAGGACCUGGACCUGUUGGGUUUCAUAAUCAUAUGUUUCCGUUGGGAUUAAGCCUCGAUCAAGGGAAAGGACAUGGCUUUCUUAAACCUGAAGGUCUUCUUCCUUCUAGGAAACGUUUCCAAGACGAUGUUGUUGAUAAUCGAUGUUCCUCUAUCAAACCUGUUUACCAUGGGCAGCCAAUGUCACAGCCAGCUCCACCAAUGCCGCAUCAGCAAUCUACAAUUCGACCGAGAGUUAGAGCUAGGCGAGGUCAGGCCACCGAUCCACAUAGCAUCGCUGAGAGGCUGCGUAGGGAAAGAAUAGCAGAACGGAUCAGGGCGUUGCAGGAACUUGUACCUACUGUUAACAAGACAGAUAGGGCUGCUAUGAUCGAUGAGAUUGUCGAUUAUGUUAAGUUUCUCAGGCUCCAAGUUAAGGUCUUGAGCAUGAGUCGUCUUGGUGGAGCCGGUGCUGUCGCACCACUAGUCACUGAAAUGCCAUUGUCGUCAUCAAUUGAGGAUGAGACGCAGGCCGUGUGGGAGAAAUGGUCAAACGAUGGGACAGAGCGGCAAGUGGCUAAGCUGAUGGAAGAAAACGUUGGAGCAGCGAUGCAGCUAUUACAAUCAAAGGCUCUUUGCAUAAUGCCAAUCUCAUUGGCAAUGGCGAUUUACCAUUCUCAGCCACCAGACACAUCUUCUUCAAUCGUCAAACCAGAGAUGAAUCCUCCACCAUAGAUUUUGUUUAUGGGACAGCAUCCAACGUUCCUCAGCUGAAGAUUGACAUUUUGCUCCUUUUCCCACUAUCUAGACUUUUGUGACUGAUGAAAGGUAAGUAAAAAGACAUUGGAGGUGGAAUCUAAGUAGGAUUUGUGCAGUAAAGAAGUAAGAAUGGGAAUUGGCAAAAGAAGAAAAAGGCUCUCUCACUUGCUUGCUUGGCUAAUAUUCUAUCAUUUUGAUGAAAGUAACUCUUUUUGUUUUAAAGACUCUAGUGGGAGUUUGAGGGUAAGGGUAGUAACUAGCUCUGUAGUAGUAGUAAUGAAAGGUGUGGUAGUGCUUUGAAUUAUUAUGUAAAAAAAGGAAAGAAAAAAGUGCUCUUGUAUUAUGAUUUUUCCCUUC